Dermacentor albipictus is the source of this 1723-nucleotide messenger RNA. RefSeq lists its product as uncharacterized. The record is from RefSeq and is a predicted model, not a curated record. NCBI's taxonomy places the organism in Eukaryota, Metazoa, Arthropoda, Arachnida, Ixodida, Ixodidae.
CAGCACCUACGCGAACUCGCCUGGAACAAGUUUUUUUAGGUUCCCCAGCAAGCCGUACGAAGCGAAGCGACGGGAACUCUGGAUUGCUCUUGUCCGACGACAAGAGCAAUCCAGCGAUCCAGCAAUCGACGACAAGAGCAAUUUCAAGGACGGCGCAGGCUGGCGACCUACUCCAUACACAAGGAUCUGCAGCAAACACAUUGUGGGCGGUGUAAAGGUGAAUGAAGAGGGACAUCCAGCCUACUACCCCUCCAUAUUUCCUGCUACAUACAGGGCAGUACCUGGCCCACUCACUGAAGACCGCUAUGUCAGGAAAAUAAGAAGGCAAGAACAAAGGAUGCUGCUGGACAAGCAGACUGCUGAGGUGCAUGGACAAGCAGCUGAAGCGGCUGCUAAUGUACACGAGCAAAGUGUGGAGGCCAUAAUUCUGGAGGCUCAAGCUGCUGGCAGCGACAACAGUCCAGUGUCUUCUGACAGCAGUGAAGGCGCUCUCUUUGAUUCUGGCCUGCGAUUUGUUCACGUGUCAACAAUGACAGAAGAUGGACACUCGUCCUUCAGCAGUGAAUUCACCUUCACUUCUGAGUUUACCGAUGAAUAUGCAUCAUGCUAUAUUAGCCACAAGGAGGUGUGCACUACAGGCGUGGGAAGAUGUAGCACUACAUUUAUUGACAAAAGCUGUGGGCCUUUGUAUAAACAACCCAUUUUCGCUGGUCACAGCUCAGUUACCGAAGAUGAAGAGAAGUUUCAUUCUUUAACAGCUGUCAGUUUUAACAUUUUUGCUCUUCUUUUAAGGAUUUUGCCACCCAUGAGGAGGGCCGUGAGCAAGUUGUGCAUUGAGGACAAACAUCUGUUAUUUCUGAUGAAGUUGAGGCAUGGCAUGCCAUUUUUUGUCCUUGGAGCUCUUUUUGAUGUGCACAGAACCACAGCAGCACGAAUCUUCAAGGGAAUGCUCGUGAAUUUGAAUGUGGCGACAAAAAGUUGGGUCUACUGGCCGUCACGAAAUGUUAUUCAGUCAACUAUGCCACCUGCAUUCAAGGAGCACUACCCAAGUUGUAGAGUAAUUAUUGACUGCACGGAGCUUGAAACUGAAAUCCCAAAUGGAGUGAAAAAACAGAACCUAUGGUAUUCACAUUACAAGAGUAGGCAUACAAUCAAAUAUUUAAUUGGCAUUGCACCCAACGGCCUGGUCACUUUUGUCUCAAAAGGAUUUGGAGGACGGACUACAGAUUCAGUGGCAACUGUUGAGUCUGGAUUUCUGUCGCUACUAGAGCCAGGGGACCUGGUCUUAGCAGACAAAGGUUUUCCUGGCAUAAAGACAGGUGUCGGUACCCAGAAAGCGACAUUGGUAAUGCCACCGUUUACUAGUAGUCAGCAGUUCACUGAAUCGGAAGUAAAUGCAACAUAUGAAACUGCGUUAGUACGAAUACAUGUUGAGAGGGUCAUUUAAUGACUGAAAAUAUUUGAUAUCACACAUAAGAUUCCGUGUGAACUCACAUCUUAUGCAGAUGCAAUCCUGCAUAUGAUAGCUAUAAUAACCAAUUUGAAAAGUCCUAUCUUUGCAAAAGAGUGAAUGAAGAGGGGGAUUGCCCUGCAAAUGACGUAAUAUGAAGUGUAUUUAUUGCACAACCCACAUAUAUGUAUAUUUUGGUGUAAGUAUCACAGCCAGCACAUCUCUAAUUGUAUCAAAAUAUCACAGUUUUGGCAGUGCAGAUGACAGGAAGUU